Molecule: messenger RNA, 2802 nt
Organism: Cucumis melo (muskmelon)
Lineage: Eukaryota; Viridiplantae; Streptophyta; Magnoliopsida; Cucurbitales; Cucurbitaceae
Exons: 7
Coding region: 68-2560 (830 amino acids)
Biological process (GO): protein phosphorylation
Molecular function (GO): protein binding; ATP binding; protein kinase activity
Source: RefSeq, a predicted model, not a curated record
UCUCCAACUUCAAUGCGUAUAAUCCAUUUGUCUCAUUUGGCCGACGACUAAGAUCGAAGGUACAAAAAUGGAGUUUCCCGAGUGCCCAGUUUGCCUACAAACUUACGACGGCGAGUCCAUAGUUCCUCGUGUUCUCUCUUGCGGCCAUUCAGCUUGCGGAACUUGCCUCGAGAAUCUUCCUCAGCGAUUCCCCGAAACCAUUCGAUGCCCCGCCUGCAACGUUCUCGUGAAAUUCCCUUCUCAAGGCGCUUCGGCUCUCCCCAAAAACAUCGACCUCCUCAGACUCUGCCCCGAGCCGAACGCCGGUGAACAAAUUUCGAAGAAAUCCGUCAAACGACCCAUCCACCAAACCCACGAGUUCUUUCCUCGGCUUUGGCCCGAUGAAUUCUACAGAGCUUGGAAGCACUGGGUUCUGCCGCGCGACGCCGUUUCGAUCGAGCGGUGUGAUGCUGUCGACGGAUUGGAGAGGUUGUUGCUGGGAAGAAUUGGUCCCGUUUCAGAUUCUUCGUUCCCGAUUACGGUUGGUGAAGACCGGACUGUAAGUCUUGUUCGAAUUGUUUCAUUGCCUUGUUCGAAUAGUGAUUGCUUGUUUAAGUUUAGUUAUACUUCUAUGGUUCUGAAAUGCUUGAAUGAGUUGAAGGAUGAGGAGAGAAAUGAACUGGGUUUGAUUUUGGGAGCUGGUUUUGUGAAUAGUGGAAGAGUUGGUAGGAUUUUUGGGUUGUGGGGUAAUUUGGAGGAUGGAUUUUUGUACUUGGUAUGUGAGAGACGAAAUGAGAACUUAGUGGAGAUGAUCAACAAUUGGAUAAAAAAACUUGAUUUCGGAAAUAAGGUUUGCUUGAACAAAGAUGACUUGCUUAGUUUUGCCAUGAUUGCCACUGAAUUAUGUGAAGCAAUCAUAGCUAUGCAUUCUCUUAGGUUAAGUACUGGCUUUCUGAGUCUUUCAUGUUUUAGUCUUGGAGUAUUUGGUAGUGUUUGUGUUGAUAUAAAUGGGGUUUUGGUGAUGGGAAAAACUGUUUGGGAGACAGUGAUGGAAGCUGUUUCUUCCGGAUCAAAACUCCAUGUGAAAGAAUUGGGAAUGCUUAUUAGUAAUCUGAUAAAGAAAGAGGCUUUUGUUCCCCCAGAGGUUUUACUCAAAUUAUUGCAUAAAGAAGACGUUGUGCUUGAAUGCAGCACAACUCUAUGUUCGGUUGGGAACGAGUGCGAUAUUUGGUCUUUGGUUUUGGUUUUGCUGAGUCUUCUUCUUGGAAAGGACUGCUUCAAAGAGACACUGGGGAGUGUUGAAGAAAGUCAUUUUGAUUGCUCUGCCUUUUAUGGGAGUUGGGUGGAGAAACUUAGUUCUUGUUUGGACACGAAGUUCGGUUUGGAGUAUGCAUCAUUGAAACAAACACUCUGCAGGUCUUUAGAUUUUGAUCCUGAAAAUCGUCCAAAUGUUGUUGAACUGUUGAGAUGCUGUAGGGAACUGAUUGUUAGUUCUGAGUUGGAUGCUUUGUCCAGUUUGAAACUUGUAGUUAAUGAAUACAGUGCUGAAUCUGCUGAUCAUUGCUUGGUUCUGGGGGAUCUCAUUCGACUUCCCAACAAAUUGAUAGAAACUCAUAGAGAUGAUAUGGAUCAAAUCACGGAGGAGAAAACAACAAAAGAUUUUGUUGAUGGGAUAUCAGUUGGAAUGGUUAAGUCCAGAGACAUGCUUGGCCAUCGUGAUAGCGUUACUGGUUUAGUAGUUGGAGGGGAUCAUCUUUUUAGCUCGUCAUAUGAUAAGACUGUUCAAGCAUGGUCUUUGCAAGACUUCUCUCAUGUACACACAUUUAUCGGUCACGAGCAUCGCAUAAUGGAUCUGGUAUAUAUUGAUGAAGAACAACCAUUAUGUGCGAGUGCUGAUAUUGGAGGUGGUAUUUAUGUCUGGAGCGUUGCUCUUCCUCUCAAGCAAGAUCCAUUAAAGAAAUGGUACGAGGAGAAGGAUUGGCGUUAUGACGGUAUUCAUGCCCUGGCUUAUUCAAGCAAUGGGUACCUUUAUACCGGUGGAGGCGAUAAAUCGGUUAAAGCAUGGUCAUUGAAGGAUGGCACCUUAUCAGGCUCUAUGCAUGGUCAUAAAUCAGUCGUUUCUGCUCUUGUGGCAAGUAACGGCGUUCUUUACAGUGGCAGUUGGGAUGGAACUGUUCGGUUAUGGAGUCUUGCCAAUCGGAGUCAGUUAGCCGUGCUCGGGGAAGAAUCAUCUGGAAGCUUGGGCUCUGUCCUACGUCUGACUGCUGAAAUGAACAUACUUGUUGCAACUCAUGAAAAUGGAUCCAUAAAGGUGUGGAGGAACGAUGUAUUUAUGGAAACCAUGAAAUUGCAUGAUGGUGCCAUUUUUGCUACCAGCAUGCUGGGGAAGCAACUUGUCACGGGGGGUCGAGAUAAAGCCGUAAAUGUACAGGAGUUAUUCGCCAACGAGCUCGAGAUUGAUUGUAGACAUCUUGGAUCCAUCCCUACAAAUUCUACAGUAACAGCAUUAUUGUGUUGGCAAGACAAACUUUAUGUUGGAUUUGCGGAUAGGUACAUUAAGGUGUAUUAUUAUGGAAAAUGAUACCUAUUUCAAAUGGGUCUGGUGAGAAAAUCUCCAUUGGAGAAAAUUGUUUAUAUUCUACGAAUAUUCUACAAUGUAUAUAGAGUAGCACUUCAUGUUGUAAUUAUUUUUAAUUCCUAAAUACAUCCAAUUACAUAAUUAAUUCUUUUUUGCAGCUAUGAAGUUUAUAAUACGCAACACAAUGUAAUUGAUAUAUAUUUGAAUUUUCUUGAAAUAAAGGAGUUAUGUUUGAUAAGUUUAUA